AGUUUGCCCCACUUCUUGAAAUUCAUCCAAAAACAUUCCAAACUUCAGCGGGAUUAAAUACCGCCAUCAGACAGGUCAGCCUGCAGUCGUUACAGCGAAGACUCACUGAGGUGGAAAACACGGAAGGGCAGGAAAUGAAGUCAAACACAAGAGAUAUGAUCUGUUACAAACAACAGCAGCAUCAGCAGCAGCAUCACCAAGAUCCCAGACCCUGUCUCAGUGCUGACUCCAGUGCCAAAGUCUGCAGGAACACCGGUGGGUGGGAACUCAAGAGAACCAGUGCCAGGGACUUAAUGGUACUCUGUGCUGCUGGAGGUGUGACACCGUCCCAACCCUCGACACAUUGAUUCACACAGGAUUAAGCCACUGCAUGGUGCUUGAGGCGGAGGACCUGAUGCAACUGAUUUACCGUGCCUGUCAGACUUAACGUCUUUGGGGGCCCCAUCUGCCUCGCUUGUACAGCUACAUAAGGGCUGGUGAGGGCUGCCUACUGAACAAACAGCAGUGACCAAAGGAAUGACUGGCAAUUGUCUUGAUCAGGAGUAAGAGAGGAAGCAAUGAGCUGGACUAUGACAUUAAAGGAUGACUUUGGGGUCAUUGGCUGGGCACGGCGAACUGGGAACUACCUCAGUUUCUUCGUCCUUUUGUCUCUCUUUUCCGUUCCUGUCCAAUCAGACAUUGUGUUUCAUAUGGAUCACCAGUUCUCAUGGAAAACAGGCCAGUGGGGUCAUUGUAUGGGCGAAGAGUGUGGUUCCGGUGGAGUUCAGACCAGGACGAUAUGGUGUGUCCAUACAGAGGGGUGGACCACCCACCACUCGCACUGUAACCACAUGGACAAACCUCAGAGCCGGCGGCACUGCUUUAAAGUGUGCGACUGGCACCAGGACCUCUUUGAGUGGGAGCUGUCCGCCUGGGAGGGCUGUGUUCUUGUCCCUUUCUUUUCCAAUGAGCUCAAACUGAGGACCACAGAGUGCAUUACAGCACAGCAUGGCAUCCAGAGACGAAGGGUUCAGUGUGUGCGCACUUCAAACCGCACGACAGUCACGUCAAGGAUAUGCGAGUUCUUUUCCCAGAAACCACCUGUGGAGCAGGCGUGUCUCAUCCCUUGUCCUCAAGACUGUGUUGUAUCAGACUUCAACUCCUGGUCAGGCUGCAGUAAGACAUGCGGACUUGGCUUGCAACAUCGGACUCGACAUGUUCUGACCACAUCCAUGUAUGGAGGCGCAAGCUGCCCCAAUCUUACGGAAACCAGGAUUUGUUCUGACCCUGUUGAAUGCCCUGCUGGCGAGGAUGAGUACCAGUAUAGCCUUAAAGUAGGAGCCUGGAGCCAGUGCCGGCUCCCCCAUCACAAGGACGACCUGUUGAGUGGCCGGACUACUGUGGAUUUCAACAGUAACAAGGGGAACAAUACAGUAAUGUUGCACAAGGAGGCGUCCAAUUUCCACCAACAUCACCAUCAUAGCCAUCGCAAGGACCCGAUGUCAUGGGAGCUGGAGGUGGGAUACCAGACACGACAAGUCCGCUGCACACGGAGUGAUGGGAAGAAUGCAAUGCUGAGCCUCUGCACCAAGUACAACUCCCUUGUGACCUUCCAGGCAUGUGUGAUGCCCAAAGACUGUCAGACUUCUGAAUGGUCAUCGUGGAAUCUCUGCUCCAAGACCUGCCAAUCCACUGACCUGUCUCCUGGUUACCGUCUGCGGUCACGAGUCAUGACACAGAUCCCAGUGGGCGGGGGGAAACAAUGUUCUGUCCUUGAAGAAAAAGAAGCUUGCAACAUCAUGGGGGAUUUACUUCCACCUUGUCCUAGGUACGAGUGGAGGACCACUGACUGGGACGAAUGUCUUGUUGCACCUUUGCUGUGCAAGCUGGACCGGCAUCUUGCAAACAUUAGUCGUCUCUGCGGAGGAGGGAUUCAGACCAGGAAGACCUACUGUGUUCAAGUUGCUGACGACUCAGCUCCAAAACACAGGAAGGAGGUGUCCAGGCCCGUGACUGCCAGUCUGUGUGCAGGUCAGGAACCUCCUGUGGCUGUCAAGAACUGCUCCAUCCCCUGCCAACACCGCUGCCUGCUCUCCCACUGGUCGCCCUGGGGCGCCUGCGUACAUGACAACUGCAAAGAUCCACAUGGGAAGAAAGGUUUCAUACAGAGGAGCAGAGAGGUGUUGUGGACAUCCAGCAGUCCACUGGACGUUUGUCCUCAUCUGGCAGAGUCCAUCCCCUGUGAAGAGCCGAUCUGCUACUUGUGGCAGGUUCAGCAAGAGGCUAAGUGUAUUCCUGCCAAAAGCACCUGUGGUCCUGGGACUGUGGUUCAAAGCGUGAAGUGUAUCAGUGCUGAAGGUGAGGAUGUGCCCAUGAGUUACUGUGGAGAAGACCCUCCCCCGACCCAAGCGCCUUGCGAGGUGGCCUGCCGUGCAGACUGCGUUGUUAGCGCCUGGUCCCCCUGGUCACCCUGCACACACAGUUGUGCCUCUAAAACCGCAGAAGGCCGACAGAGCCGAACACGCACUGUGUUGGCGCUUCCAGGAAAAGAUGGGAAAGAGUGUCCCGGACCUCCAGCUUUGGAGGAGUGGAGAGUGUGCAAUGACCAUCCUUGCCUGGUGUUUUACUGGGAGUCUUCAGCAUGGGGGCCGUGCAUUGAGGAAACCGCUUUGGAUUUCACUCGAACAAGCUCCUGGAAUGAGACGUCGACUUGUGCUAUGGGUGUCCAAAUUCGUAAAGUCACCUGUGUGAAAAUGCAUGGUGGACCAGUUGUGAGCAAAAGAUGCCCCGGUUCUACUCGUCCAGAAACGGUUCGGCCCUGCAUUCUUCCCUGCAAGAAGGACUGCAUUGUGACACCCUUUAGCGAAUGGACUGCCUGCCCAUCAACCUGCAUUCCAGAAAACACCACCUCUGCCACACAGUCUCGCUACCGGGCUAUCAUUCAAAAAUCUGCUAACGGAGGUCAAGAGUGCCCCGACACGCUUUAUGAAGAGAGAGAGUGUGAAUCACUCCAAGCGUGUCCAAUGUACAGGUGGAGGAUACACAAGUGGCACACCUGCACUUUGGUUCCUGAUUCCGUACAACGUAGCUCAUCUCGGAUGGCAGAAACCUGCGGGAAAGGUUUAGAAACAAGAGGAGUCAGUUGUGUCGGGGAGAACGAUGAGGCGGCCAACCUGACAGAGUGCCUGCACUGGGCUGGUCCAUUGCCCGUUCAGAUCAGAGAGUGCCGAGUGGCUUGCAGGGAUGAUUGCACUCUGACUCCAUGGUCCAAAUUCUCUGAGUGCGCAGGAUGUGGCAGCUUCCAAAGUCGCAAACGUUCGCUCAUAGGUCGUAGUAAAAAGAAGGACCCAUGCCUGAAUGAGGCAUUAUACCCUCUGGAGGAGAAAGAGGCUUGUCCCUGUGAGGAGUAUCUGUCCCAGCCCUUUGGGAACUGGUCGGAUUGCAUCCUCCAUGAACCUUCCGCUCUGGAGUUCUUGCAGAGUUGGACGAGCUACCAGGAGGUGAAGGAGUGUGGUCAAGGCCUGCGUUACAAAGCUGUGGCCUGCAUUGACCAACAGGGGCGGCUUGUGGAUCCCACGAUGUGUACAGAGACAGGCUACAUGGUGGAGAUGUGCCACAUCCCUUGUCCCCUGGACUGUAAACUGAGUGACUGGUCUGCAUGGUCCACCUGCAGUACAUCCUGUGGCAGUGGGCUAAAGGUCAGAUCCAAGUGGCUGAGAGAAAAGGCGUUUAAUGGGGGGCGGCCAUGCCCAAAACUUGACCUGAAGAACCAGGUAAAUGAAGCGGUGCCAUGCCACAGUGAAUGCAGCCAAUACAAAUGGAAAAUUGAGCCCUGGUCCAUUUGCACCAUCAACACAUUGGGCAACUCGCAAUCCUGUGGAGAGGGAGUCCAGAGUCGCAAGAUCAGGUGUGUGAAGACAGGAAUGAGUGGGGAGGUCAGCACGGUGGACGACAGUCUAUGUGAUCAAGACGAAACGCCACCCAGAGCUCAGGUCUGCUUUUUGGCCUGCCACAACGACUGCGUUGUAUCACCCUGGGGACCUUGGAGGAACUGCCCUUUGCAAUGCGACCGAGGCUCGGAGAGAAACCGGAGCAGACAUAUACUUCGCCUCCCUGCUGUGGAAAGCAUAACCUGUCCGGAAACGGUCCAGAUAGAAAGCUGCAUCCUUAACAGCACCUGCUUCACUUACCAGUACAAAGUCUCAGACUGGAGUACAUGUCGGCUGAGUGAAAAUGCCAUUUGCGGUCAGGGUUCCAGGCAACGACUUCUUGACUGUGUCCGCAGUGAUGGCAAGGUUGUGCCGUUGCAAAUGUGUGAGCAGUUUGGCGUGCAGAAAGCGUGGAAGUUGGUGGAGAGCUGCGUGAUGGAUUGUCCGGUCAGCUGUGUGCUCUCUGAUUGGUCGCCAUGGGGACAGUGCUCGCACACCUGCGGGAACCAAGGGCAGUCUGUACGUAGUCGGAGAAUCUUGCAGGAGGCACACGAGGAAGGACGGCCUUGUCCCAACCAGCUCAUCCAGACAAAAUCGUGUCCCAUCAGGCCUUGCUACAUGUGGCUGCUCAGCGAAUGGUCCCCUUGCAUCAUCGAGGAUGCAGAGUGUGGCGAGGGCGUUCGGAGAAGAAACCUAUCGUGUGUCACUCACAAGGGUGACCGCAUCGAUUCCCCUCCUGUGCUGGUGGCAGAGGAAUUUUGUGGCGACAAACUAAGGAAGGAGAUCCAGCAGGAGACGGAGCAGCCCUGCUUUGUUCCUUGUCAAGGAGACUGCCAUUUGACUGAGUGGUCAUCUUGGAGUUCAUGUCAAUUGACCUGUGUGGAGGGCCGGAGCUUUGAAACCACAGGACGUCAAUCCCGAUCCAGAGCUGUGAUAGUUCAAGUCAUGGAGAACCAGGACACCUGCCCACGACAAGUCUUUGAAACGCAACCUUGUAAAAGAGGCCAAUGCCACAGUUACCAGUGGAGAACAGGAGGAUGGAGCAAUAAUGAGAGAGCGGUGUGGUGUCAGCGCUCAGAUGGCGUCAUCGUCACAGGGGGGUGUUUCCCGCAGAAAAGACCGAGCAUGAUCCGCCACUGCCAUCCACGGUGCACCAAACCCUUCUCACACUGCACGUCGAGUGGAGUGUGUGGGUGUGAGAAGGGUUACACUGAAGUAAUGACCACACACGGCUUCUUGGACUACUGCACUCGAACUCCAGGAGUUGACACCAACAAGAAAGCUGAUGUGAAAACCAACUCUGGAAGAUCAAAACCAUCCCGAGCCCGGGACCGGCACACAGAGUGGACCUUACGACCUGUUGGCCCAGAUGGAAGAGUAAAGCUGUGGGUUUACGCUGUGACUACCGUCGGAUUCAUCUUAAUACUCUUCGUUAUUGCAUUCUCCUUCCUGGUGUGUAAACCAGCCCAACCCUCAAAGACAUCUCCUCCGCCACAGAAGCCUUUGACCCUGGCAUACGACGGUGACAUCGAUAUGUAAGCAUGUUGGUUUUCCUCCAUCGGGAUGCUCCCUGCCUUCUCAGGCUGACACUUUAACGCAUUGGCUAUGGAAGGACGCCAGGAAGAUGUUUGUUUUUAAAGAACCCAUUUGCAACAAAAGCAGAAAUGCGGAAAAGAAGUAAGCAGUUUUUGGUUUUUUUGUGCGUGUUGAAAAUGAACAGGACCAAACGGCUUGUUGUUGCCUCAUUUUAGUGUUGGAAGACAUUCAUGACAUACAAAGGCUGGACAUUGAACACUUCUUUCCCAUUAUCGUCGGAUAUUUGUAAAAGAAAUGUCGCAACUUUUUUGUGUCAACAGCCUUCGUUGCUGAGAAUAAACAAAAAGCUCUAUGCACUAUGUUAGUGCUGAUUAAACAAUUCCUUUUCCUUUGAAAUGACUUUUAUAGUGUUUGAAAUGUUAUGCAAGUUGUCCGAUUCUAUUUUGUUGAUGAUGCCAUAUGUUGUAUCCACGUGGAAACCAAAUGCAGGCUUGCCUUUCUUUAGUAAACACAAUGAUGCAGUCGUCCACAUUCAUAUAUCACAUCAAAAUAUGCUAAGUUGAAUGACAAAAUAACAUACAAUAAACAACAUGCCAUUGGCGGGCGGUGCAUUUCCUACCUGGGCCUUCAGUGGAGACCCAAUCCACCUAUUUAAUACCACCACGGUGGCAUCACACUUAUAUACGAACCAUUAAUAAUGUACAAAAACACAUUCUAACAACACGUGGCAUUACAGAAUUGGGGAUGAAUACAAUUACUUGGUUUUGUAACAGUUAAUUGGCUCCCAUGAUAAGUGAAUUUCUGCAAGGUAGGAUUCCUUUUUCAUAAAUCAUGUAUAAACAAACAUUAUUAGAGCCCUUGGGACAUUUAAUAACACCCCUAUAGUCACCUUUACACCCAUAUUACUCAACAUAGGAGAAAUAAAAGAAAGUAAAACAUAAAUAAGACAUAAUGUUAGCAUCGGGAGCGGUCUUUUUUUGUUCUUUUACUUCCUGUUCCGGAUAGCACGUCCUCCAGUGGUGUCUUACUGACACCUUGUGAACAGUGAUCAUCUCACCAUCUUUGAAUGGAUUUUCUGAAUGCCUUAUAUUUGUAUUUUAGGUUAAAAUAAGUCGUAUUUGACCACAAAACAUUAAUGAAUCUGCAAAAUUGUGGAAUUCAAAGAGGCGAGGGAUUACUGUAUUAGUAAAGGAUGAAACCCAAUUCAUUGUCUCGCAAUAACUGACAACAUCAUCUGGAGUACUUCAGAGGCAAUAUUUAUCUCAUCUGUGAGACUUCCAAUGGCAAACAAAACCUUUGCCAAGCUGACUUACAUAUAAACUCACAUGUUCAUAUAACGCACUUAGCGUGUGCUGUCCAUGUGAGGAGGUGUACAAGAUGUUUGAGUGACUUAGGCCAGCACUCAUAACACUGAAGGCCCUGGGCAGAUUAGCUUGACAUUGCAACACAUACAGUAUCUGAUUGGACCAAAAAAAAUGUACCAAAUACUAUAAUUAAAGUUGUAAAUGUCGGACAGUGCUUCCGAGUGUUUAGGCUAGCAGGGACCGCCCACCACUACAAUACAUACUUUGAAUGCAACACCAGAACUGUAAAGAUACAGCUAGGCCCAUGAGUAUUUGGACAGUUUUUGCCGUGAUACUCAAAGUUGACUCAUUGGAUCAGUCUUUGAUAUGUUGUAGAACCUGUUUUUUGUGGCUGUAUAUAUGCAAAAAUGCAGAAAAUGGUCGUAUCCCGCAAUGUUAAAGAAUCCUUUAAACAUUUCCCUGGAUCCAGACGGUGAAAAUAAUCACUUCUUCCAUAUCUGACAAUUCCUGAAAACUCAGUCCAAAUCCAUUCAGAACUUUUGAAGUUAUUUCAAAAACAUAACAUCCACGUUGCACUUGGCUUCUCACUGACCUUGAUGGAGGUAAAAUACUUUCUAUAACCUAAGACACAAAUUCCAAAGGGACAACAUUCCAAAGUUACGUUUUGGAAUGUAACCAGUAUUUUCGGGCACAAUUUGCACUUGAAUUUUAACUGUCCUUGUGCAUGAAGUCUCCAAAUUUACAAGACUUCAUCUGCAUUGACCUUGAACAUAUAUUCUUGAACAUAUAUAUUUUAAUACCUGUCAAAAACAGGACAUUUUCGUCACUUUCCAAAAAAAAAAAAAAAACAGGACAUGAACAGGUCAUGUAGUCCCGCUAUUAUGCCGUUUGUUAUUUCUGUUUGUUCACACCAGUACUGUAAAGAUACAGUUUCUGCGGUGAUACACCAUUAAAUACAUUAAUUAAAUAAAGCAAUUAAAAUGUCAUUGAAGUGUAGACCUUCAGGUUAACUUACGAGGUUGCACAAAAUUAUGAUAUUUAAUAUUAUGUUUAGUGUCCUUAUCUAUCAGCACUGUGACACGUCCUACCCGUUUAGCCGCAUUUGGCUGCAUGUGAUCAUUGAAUGUCGUCCUUUCCGCCUCACACUUCAUCCUGUCAUAUGUCAUAACAUGGCCUUCACCUUGUUCGACAAAUGAUGGAGUGUGAAUCAUGUGAUGUCCAUUCUUUCCUCUUACUUUUCUCUUCACAUCAACCCUCCCGUUAUCUACUGUACUUUGUCCUCACUGGUUCUGCUUGGAAACACUGGUGCAACAUGGGUGGAACACACAUCUUGUCGCCCCGGCCUGGGCAAACUACCAUCCAUGGGCCUUAGUCAGGUCAUUAAUCCAACCGCCGAUGUUUCCAAAUAAUUUUUUUAAGCCUCUAACAGCAAUGGGAUUUGCAGUUUUCAUAUUACCGGAACUCCUGAACUAUCAAAAUUAUUCCAAUGGUUUGUGAAGCGAGAGACUGCGCUUUCUAGUGAUUUUACGGUCAUUACAGUAAUCAUAGAGACCUCAUGCUUUCAGUGACAAAGUGCUAUUUUAUUUGACAUUUUAUUUGGGCCUUUUUCACAACUGUGGGAAGAAUGGAAUGCAAGGUGGAUUGGCGCAGCGUCUGUAAUAAUGCGGACUACGAAUCAGUUCAUGCAGUUUACUGGUCAAUGUAUGUUCCUAUCCUUAGCUAUGGUAAUGAGCUUUGGGUCGUGGCCCAAAUGAAUUUCCUCCAUAGGGUGGCUGGGCUCUCCCUUAGAGAAGCACAUUCAAUUCGAAGUCCAGCCACUGCUUCUCCACAAUGAGAGAAAACAGAUGAGGUGGCUCGUGUACCUGGUCAGGAUGCCUCCAGGACACCUCCCUGGGGAGGUGUUUAGGACAAAUCCAACCGGUAGGAGGCCUCGGGGAAGACAGGACAUGUUGGAGAGACUAUGUCUCUUAAAUGGCUUGGGAACACCUUAGGAUCCGCCUGCAGGAAUUACAUGGAGUAGCCAGGGAGAGGGACGUUUGGGCUCCGCUGCUUAGGCUUCGGAUAAUCAGAAAAAGAUGGAUGGACUUGGGUGUUUUUUACACUUCACUGUCAUGAUUGUUGGAAAUUCUGGUGGAAGACCUCAUUUUCCCUUUUUUUAUAUAUAAUGUUCUUAUUUUCCUUAAGUUGUCCUUGGUUUCAUCAAGUCUAAAGCUCUCAUUCUGUUCUGGAAUGUUCCAAUGAAUAACAUCUUGACUGAUUGAUUUCAAACCCAUUAUGGUCGAUGUAUCAAGGCAAAAACACUGUCCAAAUACUUCUGCACCAAGCUGUACAUAUGUCUUCUGUACAUGCGACUGCAUCAUGCACACAUACACACACACACACACACACACACACACGAGCACAGAGAGCUGACCCAAGGCAAUGUCAUUAAUUUUUCUUACUGGUCAACAUGAACAAUAAAAACCAAAUAAAAGCACAUAUUUAGUGAUUUAUCUUCUGCACAAGUCCUUUUUAUUCUGAUUUCCACGCUUUGCUUAUGCAAAAAAAUUUCAAUUCCGCAUCAUCAUCUCAGUGUACCCUGGAAUAAAAGAAUCAACUCGUACAUUUCAACAUG
Messenger RNA from Doryrhamphus excisus (bluestripe pipefish), 9362 nucleotides. NCBI's taxonomy places the organism in Eukaryota, Metazoa, Chordata, Actinopteri, Syngnathiformes, Syngnathidae. The record is from RefSeq and is a predicted model, not a curated record.